Molecule: messenger RNA, 931 nt
Organism: Scophthalmus maximus (turbot)
Lineage: Eukaryota; Metazoa; Chordata; Actinopteri; Pleuronectiformes; Scophthalmidae
Product: dynein axonemal heavy chain 10-like
Exons: 4
Coding region: 277-852 (191 amino acids)
Source: RefSeq, a predicted model, not a curated record
GAAAUAAAAAUAAUUAUUAAAAAGGAUAAUAAAAUAAAAAACAAAAAAACAAAACGAUGUGUGAAGACAUCAAAGCCACAGGGGAUGAUGUCAUCACACACCAGGGAUGGGAUGACAUCAAAAGCUUGAUGUCUUUAUUGUCAUCUCAAGAGAAGGUAUAUAUGGUACAGGCAUAUUUACUGGGCACACCCACGACUGAAUCUGUCAUCUACAUCAGCACUUUGACACAUUUCAUCUGGUGAACUGGAAACUACUCUCAACUGAUCCCGGGUUAAAAUGGUCCACGACGAUUUAAGAGUGGAGUGGGUCCGACAGCGCGUGACUGCCGGGUUCAACUUGUUUGACUGUCCAGAAUGUUUCGACGAACUGCUCAGCCGCGAAGACGGAGAUGAAGAGGAUAAAAUUGUGCGCUUCUUGAACGUUAUUGCUGAUGACGACUCUCCAUCCUGUCUGCUGUUUUUCAAAACUGGACGAGAGGAGGAAAUUGAAAUUCAAGUUGAAAUUCCAGUCGAGAAGAAAGAAGAAGACUCCUCAGAUCCUGGCGAUAAGUCCCUGUCCCAAAGUGGAGCAGAGAUGACCUCUGGCUCAAAGGAGAUAGAAGAAGAAAGACCCAGCCAUAGGAUUGAGGUUCGAGUGGUCUAUAGCAUUGAGCUUCAUGUAGCAGUAAACACUUACCCGGAGAGAUUUUUGAAAUCCACUGUCUUCUACUUUCUCAGGAACGCAAAAGAGAUGAUCGAUGAAAACAUGGACUUGUCUGAAGCCAAUAUUCAGAUGCCCAUGCUGUUUGACAUUGGCAUGCACAGUGGAGAUCCCUUUCGUGUGCUACAGAACAAACUUGCCAAUGUAAAAUGAAAAAUUAUUCACACAAAAAAACCCCAGCCACAGCCAGAAUCAGUCAGACAAAAACAUCUAUCAACAGUUGAAAAUCUGU